UGAGAGUGUAAUUAAUUAAACAUCGCAGGAGUAUGAAGUUUCAGUAAUGCUGUCCCGAAAUGUGUAUCUAGUAGAUACAGUAAGGGAAGAUAUCGGACGAGUCCUGAAACUAGACUCAAUCAAGGAGGGAGACAAGGUAUGGAAAGACUUGGACGUCUUGAUCUUCAACACAUGGCAUUGGUGGAAUCGCAGAGGCCCCACACAACCAUUUGAUUACUUUGAACUAGGAAAUAAGACCUACAAAGACAUGGAUCGUUUAGCUGCUUUUGAGAUAGCCCUUACUACAUGGGCUACAUGGGUAGAUGACAAAAUUGAUCCCACCAAAACAAGAGUCUUCUUUCAAGGCAUAUCUCCAUCCCAUUACAAUGGCACAGGAUGGAAUGAGCCUGGUGUAAAGAACUGUCGUGGACAAGAGCUACCCUUGACUGGGACUACAUACCCAGGAGGUUUACCUAUGGCCUUGACAGUGCUGAAGAAAGUAUUGAGUGGGAUGUCUAAGCCUGUGUAUUUGCUCGAUGUGACGGAGCUGUCACUGCUAAGGAAAGAUGGGCAUCCUUCUAUCUAUGGAUUUGGUGCGAUGGAUUGCAGCCAUUGGUGUCUCCCUGGUGUUCCUGAUACUUGGAACCAACUACUUUACAAUGGUCUCUUAUGAUCAUAAUAUAUUGAUGAGCUAUGAUGAGAAAGGAUGAAAAUAAGGUAUUAGCAUAUUCAAUUGAUCAAUGUAGCAUUAUUCUUUUUCAUUCUCCUUUCAUUUAUGAUGACAUUAUUGGAAAAAAUAAAGUUUUUCUUUAUAUUUUCCUUCUGGAAA
Molecule: messenger RNA, 808 nt
Organism: Macadamia integrifolia
Lineage: Eukaryota; Viridiplantae; Streptophyta; Magnoliopsida; Proteales; Proteaceae
Product: protein trichome birefringence-like 41
Exons: 2
Coding region: 47-652 (201 amino acids)
Cellular component (GO): Golgi apparatus
Molecular function (GO): O-acetyltransferase activity
Source: RefSeq, a predicted model, not a curated record